Messenger RNA from Zophobas morio, 1045 nucleotides. RefSeq names its product farnesol dehydrogenase-like. The record is from RefSeq and is a predicted model, not a curated record. Lineage: Eukaryota; Metazoa; Arthropoda; Insecta; Coleoptera; Tenebrionidae. Gene Ontology annotation, molecular function: oxidoreductase activity. The coding region runs from base 160 to 927 and encodes 255 amino acids. The transcript has 4 exons.
CCGUAUAAUGUAGACACAAACAAAUGCGUCCUAAUAAUAGAGCCUUGUUUAGGAACAGAAUACCGAGUAAUUCACUAUCAAGGCCGCUGUUACAUCAUUUAAUAAUAAUCCAAUUUAAACACCCAGUCGUGAGUCUGCCUCUUCACAAGAACGUCCACAAUGGUGCUUACACUAGAUCGAUGGGUCGGAAACGUCGCUGUAGUGACAGGUGCAAGUUCUGGAAUAGGUGAGGCGAUUGCAGAACUUCUCGUGGGCAAAGGAUUAAUAGUCGUUGGUUUAGCUCGCCGUUCCGAACUCGUCGAGGAAAAAGCUAAACAACUUUCUGGGAAAGCAGGUAAACUGCAUGCUGUUAAAACCGACAUCACCAAAGAAGAAGACAUCGUGAAUGCGUUCAAAUGGAUUGAAAAAAAUUUGGGUCAUGUUCACAUCCUUAUCAACAAUGCUGGUAUUUCUAAAGAAAAUUUGCUGAGGGAUGGAGAUGCAGCGGCUUGGAAGCAAACUUUCGAUGUGAAUGUUAUGGGGUUGUGUAUUGCAACUCGGGAGGCUGUUAAGAUAAUGUCUGCUAAUAAUAUCAAAGGGCAUAUUAUCCAUAUUAACAGUGUAGUUGGCCAUAAAGUGAUUCCUUUUCCCGGGAUUAAUGUCUACACGGCGAGUAAAUACGCAGUGACUGCUUUGACGGAAACUCUGAGACAUGAAUUGAAUGCAAUUGAUUCCAAAAUUAAAACUACCAGUAUCAGUCCUGGGUUAGUAACCAGCGAGAUGACAACUCUUAAUCCUAAGCUUGGUGAGGACCGUAAAAAGUUAAUGGCUACUAUGCCAAUACUAAAGGCAGAAGAUAUUGCCGAAGCUGUGGAAUACGUCUUGUCUACAUCUGAAAAUGUUCAGAUUAAUGAAUUAACUAUCACGCCGGUUGGUGAGAAAUUUUAAAUUCAAAUCUACUGCCACUUUCUUCUAAUUUCAUGUAUCUGCACUUUUAAAAAUGUUAUAAAUCAUGUUGUACUAAUAUUUGAAGAAAAUAUUAUUUACAGAAAUCUGAAAAAAAUGA